AUCGAGUUCAUGAUUUUGAAAACAGGAAUCACUCUUGCUAUUUCUCGUAAAGUAAACAUUUUAGGUAAAUCACCACAAUGAGCAGUGAGUCGACAAAGAUAGCCGAGCUCCAGCAGCGUCUGGAGGAGGCUGAAAAAAAUACAAUAAUGGCUGCGACCUAUGGCAAACAGCUGCUGGACGAGAACCACGAACUCCACACUAAACUAGAAGAAACCAUCAGGGAAUAUGCAACUAAAAUUGAGGAACUUGAGCAAGAAAAGCAUUGUGUGACACUCAAGCUGGAAGCAAAACUGCAAACUGAGCGAUCAUUAUCCUUAGAAUUAGAACAGUUUCGGGAUCAGCAGUCACACCAGAUCAAGUCUGCUGUGGAACAAGCAACUCAGGAAUAUACUCAGGAGAUGAACAAGCAGUCAAAGAAGAUGACAGAGUUAAAAGCCAUAAUCGACAGUCAGCAGAUUGAGAUCAGCCAAAUGAAAGAACGCACUGAUUUGCUGGAAGCUCAGCUGAAAGAAGCACAGGAGAAACUGGACAUGUGUAAUGUAUCCAUCCAUGAGCAGUCAACAGAUGAGGCCACAGCUUCUAUGCAGAGUCAGAUAAUGACGUUGACAUGUGAAAAGCAGGACUUGGAAACACAGGUGUCCUCACUAAAUGCUCAAGUAAAGACCAUGACACACAAACUGUCUCAGGCAGAGAAGGCAGUAACAAGGCUUGAGGCAGAAGUGGAAGAGAAGGAAUGUCAAUGUACAUCAUAUUACAAUACCCUGGAGCAUAACAAAGAAGAAAUGAUGGAACUCAAGAUGGAGAUAGAAAGUCUGCGUUUAGCUGAAACUGAUCCAGCCAAGAAAGGAAAUUCUCUCUUUGCUGAAGUUGAAGAUCAAAGGCAGGCCAUGGAGAAGAAGCUGUUAUCCUACAAAACAAAUUAUAAUGUUGUCAAAAAACAGUAUGACCUCAAGACUGAACAGAUUAACAAAAUGAAGUUACAACUGGCUUCUUUGCUGAGCUUAAAUAGCAGUAAAGCAGACACUGAAUACUUGAAUCAUCUGGAGGAAUCACUAACCCUGGCACGCACUCAGCUGGCUGAUUCUGGGAAAAGGUGCCGUGAUCUUGAGGCCCAGCUGAGUGCAGUGGUCAACCCUCAGAUGGAUUCUGGUGAAGGUGAAGAAAACAAAGAGACAUUCUUCAAGGGGAUGUAUUUAGAGAGUCAACAAAAACUUACUGACCUUGAGCAGGAGUUACAGAGUGCAAGAUUUGAUAAAGUUGCACUAAGUGACCGAAUAUUACAAUUACAACGGAAGCUUCGUCAGGCAGAGGUCACAAGAGAUGCCUCCAAUUCAGAAGCCAUCAGGUUGCGAGUCAAGUUGGAGGAGAUGGCAAUAAAGAAGGGUGAAAAGAUGGAUCGUGAGUCAAAGAAUCUGAAGCAAAUAGUGGAAAAGAUUCCAGGUUUCCAGCCUGCAACCAAGCAACCAGAAGAAAUGCAGCAGCCUCCACAGCUACCAGCAGCUGAAGAGACCAUGCCUUUGAAGGAAAAGUUAAUCGACAGAAACACACUACAAGAAGUUGAUAAAGAAAUUGCGAAAACUGAGAAAGAGUCAGAAGAAAAUGAGGAUUCAGAAAAUGUAGCACCAGCUCCAGAACCCGAGAUGAAAAAGAAAGCAAAGAAAUCUGUUCGUAUGAUGGAAACAGUUGCUGUUCAAGAGUGUGAUGGACAGGUACAGGAAGCAGAGAUGAAAAAAGAGGAUGGACUUGCAAAAGCAGAACGAAAGAAAAAGGUGUUAAGGAAGUUGGAGGCGCCUGUGGUGAAAGUUUCAUUGGAAGGCGUUGUGAAGCUGGUGAUUCUCUAUGAGCCUUGUUUUGAGAGCUCCAAAAAACAUUCUCUAUUGGCAUCAGUGAACUGUGUCAGAGAUUCAUGUAAUAUUGGUAUCCGUGAAUUGCAUCAGUCCAGGUGUAAUGGAUCUUUUUAA
Messenger RNA from Penaeus monodon (black tiger shrimp), 1961 nucleotides. Its product is annotated as protein Spindly-like. The record is from RefSeq and is a predicted model, not a curated record. NCBI's taxonomy places the organism in Eukaryota, Metazoa, Arthropoda, Malacostraca, Decapoda, Penaeidae. The transcript is spliced from 15 exons. The coding region runs from base 78 to 1961 and encodes 627 amino acids.